Messenger RNA from Zeugodacus cucurbitae (melon fly), 2306 nucleotides. Its product is annotated as neprilysin-4. Gene Ontology annotation, cellular component: plasma membrane. The record is from RefSeq and is a predicted model, not a curated record. The transcript has a single exon. Gene Ontology annotation, biological process: protein processing. Gene Ontology annotation, molecular function: metalloendopeptidase activity. NCBI's taxonomy places the organism in Eukaryota, Metazoa, Arthropoda, Insecta, Diptera, Tephritidae. Bases 118 to 2211 code for a protein of 697 amino acids.
CAUUUCAUAGGCGAAACUAAUCACAGCAACAGUUUCGCACUGCGGACGCCACUGACGGCAUUCAGUACGCUGUGGAACUUAGUACACAAACUUACAACGUAAAGCGAACGACUGACUAUGCUUAAGGCCUCACUAUGGACAGGCGUUCUUCUACCGUUUUGGAUUGUGGCCACUGUCGCAGGGGCCGAACGAAAUCAUCCGACAAUACUACGCAGACGCAAUGAAAUGACCAGAUACAUGAACUUGCACGCCAAUCCUUGUAAGGACUUCUACGAAUUUGCCUGCGGAAGUUGGGAGCAACCGUACGUGCAAACGCGUUACGAGCAGCCGAUACUGAAGAAUAUGGAAAUUUAUUUGCGCACAAAAGUGGAUCACGAUUUGCGCAAUAUGCUGCAGGAGCAAACCAAAUUAGAGGAUGGCUUGAACGGGCGUAAAUUAAAAGAUUUCUAUAUCUCCUGCACAACGGCCGAACGAAAUGGCGUCGCACAACAGGAGUACUUCAGUCAGAUGAUCGAAAAACAUGGCGGCUUUCCAGCAAUACCCGGCUCCAAUUGGUACAUGCAAAGUAACAAUUACAAUUGGCCCGAUGUGGUGGGCACGCUGCGCUUUCAAUAUGGCUUGAAUAUUUUGGUGGGUGUGAAGAUCGAUGUCAAUUAUUUGUACCCCUUCGAAGAUAGCGUCUACUUGGGCGAACCGGACACCUUCAUACCGCCGGAACUGUGUAGUGCGGAAGGCACUAAUAAGACGGAUUUACGUUCCGAAGUGUAUGCAGUAAUUGAGAAUGAAGUGGCCGAAAAUCUCAGCAUGUGGCUAACGCUGGACAUGGAUAAGGCGCAAGUGAUCGCCGCCGAUUUGGUGGCAUUUGAGUUUAAACUUUGCAGCGGUAUAAAGCGAUGGGACAUCAGUCAACUGGCCGUGAACAGCAGCUACAAUAGCGAUAUACGUAAGACGCUUUACGAUUUCACCUAUCAAUUCGGUUAUAAAAUUGACUUCGUCGCGGCCACUUUUGGCACACAAAUACAAAAACCCGUCUUCAUGGCCAACGAGGCUUACUUCAAGCAACUUGUCAAAACCUUGGAGUCUACAAAUAAGACAACAAUCGCAAAUUACAUAAUGUAUCAGACGCUAGCGUACUUAAGUCUUCCACACAAAGAUCAACCGAGUAACCGUGCUUUGUUCUGUUUAGAGAAGGCGAAACGCUACUUUCCAAAGUUUCUCGGUGAGAUGUACUUUAGAAAUUAUGUGAGUGUUGCUGCCAGGGAUGAUGUGGUCAACAUGUUCGACAAACUGAAAGAGUCUUUGCGUCAAAGUUUACAGCAUCCCUGGAUCAAAGAGCAUACACGCCGCAUUGCUGAGGGUAAACUAGCAGAGAUGCAUUUGGCCUUCCCCUACUAUGGUAAAAUGGAAACGAGUAGUAUAAACAUAAAUCGCGCCGAUUAUUGGCACAACUUCGAUAUACUAAUGAAAGAUCGACAAGAGGCGCAAUUCCAACGCAUUUUCCCGCCACCACAUCCCAACCAAUUCGAUCAAGUAGAAUCUUAUGAAACGAACAUUUACUACAGAUCACAACACACACGCUUCGAAAUGGGUUGGGGACUGCUGCAGGAACCGCUCUACCACACACAAUAUCCGAACUCGAUGCGCUACGCUGCGAUCGGUCAAAAGCUAUCCGCUUUGCUGGCCAGUGCGUUUGAUGAUCUCGCAUGGAGCACAUCACCUAACGGCGUACUAAAUUGGGAUCAGACUACUGCCACCGAAUAUCGCAAUCGUAGUGCAUGUUUCCGUCAACAGAUCAGCAAUUAUCUAUACAAUGAGCCCGCAUUGUUUGUAAACACUACACUAUUGCGUCAAAUAGUGGCACAGAGCGCAGGUUUAAAUCUAGCAUUCAAUGCCUAUUUGCAUUGGUUGAGCUUUCAACAACCCGCUGAUGAUCGCGAGAUGCUUUUGGGAGAAACACUGCCCGAGUUCAACUUCACCAAUACACAACUGUUCUUCAUUGCCUUCGCGCAAAUGCAUUGCAGUGCAGACGAUGUGGUCUCACGUAGAUCCAGUGCAAAAGGAGCGGCACGCACACUCAGUCCACUUGAACGUCACACGAUUGAACGAUACAUGGUUAACGGACCGCUGAGGAACUUCAAUGAAUUCGCUCGUGAUUUCGGUUGCGCGAUUGGUGUGGAAAUGAAUCCACCAGACAAAUGUGUUAUUUAUUAGUUUCUAAUAUUAUAUAAAUUUAGUGCUUUCAAUAUUUAAUAUAAUGUGUCAAAUUUAUAUAUAUUGUACAUUAAAAUAUAAAAUAUUAAAUGUUU